Clupea harengus (Atlantic herring) is the source of this 745-nucleotide messenger RNA. RefSeq lists its product as uncharacterized. The record is from RefSeq and is a predicted model, not a curated record. Lineage: Eukaryota; Metazoa; Chordata; Actinopteri; Clupeiformes; Clupeidae.
UCACCUUUACAGCCAUAUAUUUCUCUUGUUGCGUAGUUACAGGGUGCGGUCAAGGGGAGUGGUGCGAUCAGAGCAGGUUAAAUUGGUCAUAGGUGGCUGCUAGCGUCAGUUAGUAAACGCACAGCUUAGACGAGUGUUAUACCGCUGGUCGUCAUGGAUUUUGAUUUGUCAAGUGCUGUGGACAAGGAGGAGAAGAUUAAGAAAGAGAAGGGGCAUGUAGAUGAGGGGUUGUUUGGGUUCGGAAAAAAGAAGGACACGGACAAGGACAAAAACAAAGACAAAGGCAAGGGCAAGGACAAGGACAAGCAUAAGAGUGAACAUAAGGAUACGGAUAAGGAUAAAGACAAGCACAAAGUGAAGAGUGGUGACAAGGAGAAGAGCAAAGAGCAUAAGAAAAAGAAGGAUAAACAUCAUGAAAAGAAGGAUGGCCACGGCUCUUCAUCAUCUUCAUCAUCCUCUUCUUCCUCUUCUAGCAGUAAUGAGGAUUAGCACAAGAUGGACAUUGCAAUCCUAAGAGGGCAGCAUGGGGAAGGAGACCUGAGAUUGUGUAUAUAGUCAUAAAUUAACUUGCUAAUUAUAUGAAAUGUCAUUGUCACAUCCCAUAACCACCACUUAUGACCUUAUCCUUGGACUUGAUCCUUGGACUCCUCAGAGUUGAACAUGUGUGAACAUGCUAUUGAACAUGUGUGAGUUAGUCUGACUGUGAAAAUAAAAAUUGCAUUAAUAAAAUGCUCUCUACAAUUUA